AUGAGAAAAGGGAGUGGAAUUCUCAAGAACAAUAUAGAUUAAUAACAAGUCCUUUAGUAGCAUUAAUCAGACAGAGUGAAGUUUGACGAAGAAAUUAUAGCAGAGCAUGACAAAUCAAGAGGCACUAGAUAAAAGAUAGAUGAACCAAAGACUCCCUAUGAGAAUGCUUAAGAGGAAGAACUCAACCAGGAUGAUGAUGUCUACAUGCAGGAAGAUAUCUAGAUGAAUGAAACUACCUAGGCUAACUCUGGUUAGGAUAGUAGUCAAUAAACUAUUGAAGAGGAGGUAAAAAAACAUUUGGAAGAGGCAGAGAGAAAUAAACAGUUGAAUGCCUAAUUGCAAAAAGAGUAGAAUACAGUAAAUGUGUAGAAAGAAAUUGCUCAUUAAGAAUUAGUUCAAAAGUUAUAAUAAUCUCAGUAAGAAGUUGAUGAUGAGGAAAAAAAGCAUUAAGAGUUUUUGAAGAAGAGAAAAGAACAUUACAAGAAUGAGAUGAAAGCAGCCUAGUUACUUAAAAGAUAGAGUAUGGAGGAAGAUGAAGAUGAAGAUCAGUGA
Stylonychia lemnae is the source of this 552-nucleotide messenger RNA. Lineage: Eukaryota; Ciliophora; Spirotrichea; Sporadotrichida; Oxytrichidae. The record is from the annotation of a GenBank genome assembly.